UAAAAAACAAUAAAACUUCGAUGCUUUAAGUUCGUUAUUUUAAAAAUCUACCAAUUGCAAACGCAAAUAAAAGCAUAAUAAAACCGUCCUUUAACAUGGUGUAAAGUUCUCUUGUGUAAAGUAUUAACUGUGUCAUAAUUUGGAUCCAAAAUGAUAUUUUUGAAACCCCUCUGGGUGAAUCAUGGAGACAGUAAACCCAUAUUCUCGGUCGAUAUUCAUCCUCAAGGUGGUAGAUUCGCCACUGGUGGCCAAGGUGUAUCCGGUGGUAAAAUUGUUAUUUGGAACUUGAAUCCUGUGAUUGAUGGGCGGGAAGAAGAGAAUGCACAAGUACACAAAAUGCUGUGUCAAAUGGAUAAUCAUUUAGCAUGCGUAAAUGUGGUGAGAUGGAGCAACUCAGGUCAUUUGUUGGCCUCAGGGGGCGACGACAAACUGGUGAUGAUCUGGCGGCUAACGAACGAAGGCAGUUCAUCAGUUUUUGGCAGCAGACAAGUCAAUGUGGAAACAUGGAAAUGUGUGCACACUCUCAAUUCGCACAACGGUGAUGUACUUGAUUUAGCAUGGGCACCCCACGACGGUUGGCUCGCAUCGAGCAGCGUGGAUAACAGCGUCAUUAUAUGGAACGCCCACAAGUUUCCUGAAAAAGUUGCUGUGCUCAAAAGCCACACAGGAAUGGUUAAGGGUGUAACUUGGGAUCCAGUUGGAAAAUACCUAGCUAGCCAAUCUGAUGAUAAAACGUUAAGGAUUUGGCGCACGUCCGACUGGGUGCAGGAGGAGUUAGUGACUGAUCCAUUUGUCGAGUGUUCAGCGACGACUCACGUACUUCGAUUGUCCUGGUCUCCGGACGGCCAAUAUUUAGUGUCUGCACACGCGAUGAACGGCGGAGGACCGACUGCUCAAAUCAUCGAACGCGAAGGAUGGCGACAAGACAAAGAUUUUGUGGGACACCGAAAAGCCGUCACGUGUGUUAGGUUCAAUUCGAAUAUUCUAAAGAAGAAAAUAGCUAAAGGCAGCCCCAAAACGCAGCAGUACUGCUGCUGCGCCAUAGGUUCCAGAGACAGGUCGAUAAGCGUGUGGCUAACCUCCUUAAAACGACCACUGGUGGUUAUAAAAGACUUGUUCGACGACAGCGUCCUGGACAUAUCAUGGAGCAGUAACGGGCUCUUUUUACUCGCCUGUUCGUGGGAUGGAACGGUCGCCUGCAUAGUUUUCAGCCACGACGAGCUGGGCAUGCCCUUAACCAUGGAUGAAAAGAACGUUUUGUACGAAAAAAUGUACCAUAAAUCGUUGCAACGCAACUGGAAUCUUAGUUUCGUCGGCACUCAAAUCGCUGAAAAUCCCGAACUUUUGAGUGCGAUGGAGGAGAUCAACGAGAAGAAUGCGGCAAAGCCACAGCCGGAAAUACCCGAGACGAAUUUGAAUAUAAGCCACAACACAACCUUUGAGACACCGCAGGUUAAUCAAAGCGUGCUGGUGCCUGUCAACAAACAAGUUGAGACUAGGCUGCCUUCUGGAAAGAGGAGGAUCACACCCAUGUUCUUGACCUCUGUGCCGAAUAACUCGACCUCAGUUCCUCCCGCCGCCAACAGUGACGGUGAUGUUACGUUCAGCAACGACAGCAACGCUUUCAGCAAGUCGUCGCCGGUGAAGAGUCAAAUCGUAAUUGAAACAGUUAAAGAACAAGUUAAACCACGUCUAAAGAUGGACACAAACUUUCGCAAGGACGUGCAAAAAGUCGCGAUGAACGCACCAGCACCUCAGAUAACACAACUGAUGUGUUCUGAAGUGCCUGGUGAUGAACCUAUUGUUAAACUUAUUAGUAUAUUGGAUCCUUUAAAAAUGCCACCAGGCACAACUGCCACAAAAGACGUUGGCGUAUUAAAAAUACAAGUUACAAACAAAUGCAUCAAAACACAUACUGGCUUUCUGACAAGAAUAGAAGUCUAUAAAAAAUCGGACGAAAAACAACCAUUAUGGGAAACAUACUUAGGUAGUACAAUAAGAUGUAUAGCUGCCAAUCAGACAAGGUUGAUAGCGUGUUGCGAAGAUCUCUCAAUAAAUUGUUACAAUCUGCAAAAUGGUUCAAGAAUGCUCCCGCCUUUGUUGGUUGAAGACAUGGUUUCAUCAAUUAGCUUAUCUCAAACCAAUUAUUGUUUAAUUCUUACGAAGACGGGCCUUAUGCACAUGUGGGACUUGUCAAACUGUAAGAGCAUUCUAAAUCGGAUAUCGGUUAGAAGUUUGCUAACACCCAAAGCGACAAUUUGUGGAUGCAGUUUAAAUAGUCACAACAAACCCGUUAUUACUUUGAGUGACGGAAAGGUGUAUUCAUUUUGUACGGAUUUACACACUUGGGUCCUCUUAUCAAAUCCACUGGAUCCGAUAAGCGCGACUGGUGGAGCGAUGACCAGAGGUGUCCAGUCAAAUUUACCACUAGCCUCACUGCAACGAGCAAUGCCCUCUUACAGAAUAAACGAUUCGUUGCCCCCAGGCGUAUCGCUCAGCUUUUUGGAAACUCAAAUCACUGCCACCAUUGUGUUACAAUCUAGUUCAGAGUAUCGCCAUUGGCUCUUUGCCGCUGUUAAUCAUUUGUUAGACAAAGGGCCCGAAUGUCGAUUACGUACGAUUUUAGAUGAUCUUAUGGGACCAACACACUCUUCAAGUAAAAAACGAAAAUUGGAUAGUGAUGGUGAUAGAGUCUUGGGACUGAAUAAAAAAAAUCUUUUAACGGAAAUUUUGGAAAUAAUAAAAACAAAACUGCCAUGGCAAAGACUUUACAAGGAAUAUAGUGAACAACUUAAACUACUAGAUUAAUUUCCUUUUGUAUUUGUGUGUAAUUUAUUUAUUUUACAUUAAUAUAUUUUAUAAGAUGA
Aethina tumida (small hive beetle) is the source of this 2867-nucleotide messenger RNA. It is a transcript of the gene Hira, whose product is annotated as protein HIRA homolog. Bases 151 to 2808 code for a protein of 885 amino acids. The transcript has 13 exons. NCBI's taxonomy places the organism in Eukaryota, Metazoa, Arthropoda, Insecta, Coleoptera, Nitidulidae. Gene Ontology annotation, cellular component: nucleus; HIR complex. Gene Ontology annotation, biological process: regulation of DNA-templated transcription; DNA-templated transcription; chromatin remodeling. Gene Ontology annotation, molecular function: protein binding; nucleosome binding. The record is from RefSeq and is a predicted model, not a curated record.